Triplophysa dalaica is the source of this 1096-nucleotide messenger RNA. RefSeq names its product serine/threonine kinase 19 (gene whr1). Gene Ontology annotation, molecular function: protein serine/threonine kinase activity. Bases 268 to 1059 code for a protein of 263 amino acids. The record is from RefSeq and is a predicted model, not a curated record. The transcript has 6 exons. NCBI's taxonomy places the organism in Eukaryota, Metazoa, Chordata, Actinopteri, Cypriniformes, Nemacheilidae. Gene Ontology annotation, biological process: positive regulation of Ras protein signal transduction; protein phosphorylation.
GAAGAACAGUCAGCCAGCUGUUGGGUUUGUCCAAAACAAACAUGCACAGUUCUCCGUCACCUGAGUGUUAAAACAGAGGUAAAAUCUAAUCAUAAACAUUAUUAUCAUCGUCAAGAGUCCCGCUUCUUGUUUUUCGGGAAAAAUGUUAAAUACGGAAACAAAUUUCUCGCUAUUUCUUGCUGGCAUCCAGAGGUAGUAAGAAAAAUAACUUGCAUUCAUUUGCGUCCAAUGCUAUCGGUAUUUUUAGCGCAACCGAACCGACAAUAAAUGAACAGAAAACGAGCUUUGAUCGCGAACACUUUCUGUUUAUCGAAGAAACGCAGAUGUGGAGGACCAGACAAGGGAGAGAGUCACGAUGGAGCGGCUGAAAUCAGAUCAAGCUUGCAGUACCUCAUGACACUGUUUUCACGCAAACUCUUCAACGACACGCUUCCUCCUGUGGUCUUCAAACAUCAACUCUACAGUUUACACAAUGACAAAACCUUAGUGGAUAAGUUGCUGAAUGAAUUUAGGGAAAGCGGUGAGCUGUUGAUGUUCCAGCUUGGAUUUGACUCUGAGACCUUUGGUUUGGUGUUCACUGAAGACUACAGAGCCAAAGUCCUGCAAGGAGCGGCAGGCAGAGACACCCUUGCAGCAGUGGAGAAAUUUCUUGAUAAACUAAUUCCCACCUGCUCAGAUCUAAGCUUUAACAAAGACAAAAUGCUAAAGGAGUUUCUCUUCACAGACUCUGAGAUAACGCAGUUGGUCAAAUCUGGUGUACUCACUGUAAGGGAUGCAGGUAGCUGGUGGCUUUCGAUCCCAAACUCUGGCAAAUUCAUCAAGAAUUUCAUUAAAGGACGCAAAGCUGUUCUUGGCAUGGUAAAGAAAUCCAAGUACAGUGAAAUCCUGAAGGAUGAAUUAGAGGGCCGCCGCACACCUUCCCAGGUUAAAUUCCAGAUGAAGUAUCACAUUCAUGAUAUCAUUGGUGCAGAGUUAGUAGAAUGCAUACAAACAACUUCAGGGACGUUAUUACGAUACGUGGAUGGAAAUAUAUAUCACCCAAACCCUCACUUGUCUUAAAUUGUACAGAACUGAAUAAACUGUAUAUUUACAUUUA